GGUGUCUUAGGAAACUUUGCUGUUACAACACUGAGCUUGAUGUAUUUCAUCCAAGUGUUCGUGAGUGAUUCCAGCUCAGUCACAUACUGGAUGGUUUCUCUGAUCAGUCCAACUGCAUUCGCUUUGGCGAUGGAUAAGUCUCUGGUAUUGGAUCUGCAAGGUGAAGGAGUAAAUUUCGACAAUCUCUGGUCCGGCCCAGGAAUACCUUUCGGUGGCAGUCUCAUCAUGAUGACUUUGGAUAUCUUUUUGUACGGCUACCUGGCCUACUAUCUCGAUUCCGUAAUUCCAAGUGAGCAUGGAACAAAGAGGCCACCUUGGUUUUGCUUUUUACCUGGAUUUUGGUGUCAAAAGAAGGUUCAAAGGAAAUAUUUGCAGGUACCAUCAUCGAACGGUGAAUCAAACUCGUUUAUUCCGGGCGAGGAGGCGAAUCGCGACGUGGAGCCGGUAGUGCGCGAAAUGAAGGGCCGCGAAGCGAUCAGGAUAACUGACCUCUACAAAUCAUUCUACAAGUGCAGGCAACCGGAGAUAAAGGCGGUGAAUGGCAUCAAUCUGACUAUUUACGAGGGUCAAAUCACUGCCAUCCUCGGUCACAACGGCGCUGGCAAGACCACUCUCUUCAACAUCCUUACAGGCCUGACCGCACCUACGUCUGGCACCGCCCUAAUAUUCGGUUACGAUGUGCGCGAUUCCAACGACAUGCGAGCAAUACGCAGCAUGACCGGAGUCUGUCCGCAACACGACAUCCUUUUCGAUCUACUGACGCCGCGCGAACAUCUCGAGUUCUUCGCCGCGGUGCGUGGCAUUCCACGCUCGAUGAUACGACAUGAGGUGAAGAAAACCCUGAAAGACAUUGAUCUAGUUGAGAAAGCGGACACUUUCGCACGAUAUCUAAGCGGUGGACAAAAGAGAAAAUUAUCUGUAGGAAUCGCUAUCAUCGGCGAUCCCAAAAUUGUUAUCCUUGACGAGCCUACCGCCGGGGUGGAUCCUUAUUCGAGAAGACAGUUAUGGUCUCUUCUUCAGUCGAGGCGACACGGAAAAGUGAUUCUAUUGACAACUCACUUCAUGGACGAAGCGGAUAUACUCGCCGACAGGAAAGCAGUAAUCAGCAAGGGAAAGCUCAGAUGUUGUGGCAGUUCUCUGUUUUUAAAGAACAAAUUCGGCAUUGGAUACCAUUUAACAUUAGUCCUAGAAGGUAAUGCCAGGGAACAUGCUAUCAGCCGAUUAGUAACAUCACAUGUGAGUAAAGCGGAAAAGGCAAGACGUCACGGUCGGGAAUUGAGCUUUAUUCUACCUCACAACUCUGUGGAAAAUUUUGCACCCCUUUUCUCUGCCAUCGAGCAUGAAAUCAAGACUCGUUCGAGUAGGCUUGGCAUCAGCAGCUAUGGUGUGUCGAUGACUACUCUGGAAGAAGUAUUUUUACAUCUGGAAAAGGACGAAGAGACCGAGUGUACAAUGGAUAACCUGUCGAAGAAGAUGGUGCGUAAUCGCGCGCUCAGCCGGUCACUUUCAUUGCAGUCCAAGAGUACGUCGUAUCAGAGCUUGCAGAACGAGGGGGUAAUCGUACAGGGCGACGGUCAAGGGAAGGCUAAUGAUUUGCCGGACGGUAUCCAUAAUGAUCGAAAUCCACCUGUGCUCGGCCUUGGCCUAGAUUCCAUCAAGAUUCGGCCUAACUUCUUUCAAAUACUCUAUGCCAUGUUACGUGUAAGAGUACUCAGACUCUUCAGAAAUCUCCAACUGCUAUACUUCACAAUCAUUACGCCACUGGCUCUGGUAGCGCUCGGUCUCUAUUUGAACAGCAUUCGAACGGUCGAUGUCAAGAUGGAGUCGCUAAAACUUGAUAGCCAUACAUACAACGAAACCGAGAUCCUCUACUUAAAUAAUACCGAUCACGACAUUACCAAGUUGAUAGACAGUAUAACUCAAGACGCGAAGCACAUUGAAGAAUACGAUGGCAAUUUCGCAAAUUUAAUGAAUAUCCCGCCACAUAUAGCCGCCUUCAACAUUAAUGAUUAUAAUUUACCGCGACUCAACCUGACCGUCACAUACAACGAUACGAUGCAACAUUCCCUUCCGAUAUUGAUAAACAUUCUUUCGAACGCUUAUUAUAGAUUGAUCUCGGGUAAGAAUGAAGCUAUGCCAAUCGAAGUCCAUACACACCCUUUCCAGCAAACAUCUCAACCUCAACAGUUCAAUAUCGGCGCAGCCAGCUGUGCUAUCUUUCUCGGCAUGGUUUUAAUAAUAUUGCCGAUUACUUUAGCAGUAGACAUGGUUAACGAUCGCGAGAUCAAAGCGAAGAAUCAGCUUCGCGUGAAUGGCCUGUCGUUCUCCACGUAUUUUUUUAGCUACUUCAUUGUGCUAGUCGGCCUGAUGAUUUUCAUCUGCCUGUGCAUUCUCGGCAUCAUAUUCCUCUUCGAUGUGCCUUCGCUACGGGAAAUACCGGCCAUCAUCACCCUCGGCAUAUACUGCCCAUCGUCUAUCGUCUUCUCUACAUGUCUCAGUUAUAUCUUCGAUAAAGUGGAUUCCGCGCAAAGCAUGUUGCCGAACAUCGCGACCUUCUUAGGGUUGCUACCAUUCAUCCUUGUUAUGAUUCUUGAUAUGCAAGGACUCGGUGGGACAGCUUCGUUCGCGUUGCACGUGGCCUUUUCCCUAUUGAACAGCAUGUACGUGCCGUAUGCGGCGGUGUAUUACGUGGACCGCGUUCAUUUGAUGUGCUCCAUCAAUGCUGCCUGUCACUAUCUCGCCAUGUCUGAUUACCUCACUAUGGAGAUUAUAUUGCUGGCUUUUGGUGCGCUGCUACAAUGUCCGAUUUGGCUCAUAAUACUACUUAUACUGGACAUCAACAAAAGUGGUGGCAAUGUCAGCGAUGUGUUUAAAUACUACUUUCUGAGUGAUGGCGAUUCUAUUCGUGAGGAAAUUAUGGAAAAUUCGGAUAUUGGCGAACACGAAGAUACAGAUGUGAAGAACGAGCGACAAAAAGUUUUCAAUUUUGUCGUUUCAUCGGCCCUCGGUCAAGAACCGCCCUUAGUAUUGCUUCAAAAUCUGCGAAAGGAAUAUCGACAAAAAGAAUCAGGAUCAUCCUGCUGUUCAAAGCGUGAGGACGAGCGAAAGGUUGCUGUGCGAAACCUCUCGUUAGCGUUAGAACCAGGCGAGGUCAUGGGCUUAUUAGGUCAUAACGGCGCUGGCAAGACCACGGCAAUGAAGAUCAUCAUCGCCGAGGAGGCACCCACGAAGGGCAGGGUGCAAAUUAGUGGUCAUAACAUUAACACCCACAUGACGGAGGCUUUUCGACAGAUGGGCUAUUGUCCCCAGCACGACGACGCCGCAAUUCGCGGUGUUCCAUGGAGCGAAAUCGAUGGAAUCGUGGAUCAGUAUUUGACUGGUCUGCAGAUUCACGAACAUGCCGACAAGCAGAGCCAAGAAUGUUCCGGCGGAACUAGAAGAAAACUUAGCUUUGCGAUGGCAAUGGUCAGUGGACCUAAGGUGAUUCUUAUGGAUGAACCAAGCACAGGUAUGGAUCCCAGAUCAAAGAGAUUCCUAUGGGAUACGAUUCUCGCUAGUUUCCAGGGUGGCAGGGGAGUUAUAUUGACUACCCAUUCCAUGGAAGAAGCAGACGCACUGUGUUCAAGAGUCGGCAUAAUGGUGAAGGGUGAGCUGAGAUGCAUCGGCUCGACUCAGCAUCUAAAAAAUCUCUAUGGUGCUGGCUAUACUUUAGAGAUGAAGCUACUAGGCGGCGACUGUACACCGACGACACCCUCCGGCGACAGGAUCGCCGGCUUGAAGGAAUUCGUCGCCGGCCUCUUCCCCGACGCCACUCUGGAGGAGAGCUUCGCUGACCGGCUAGUUUUUGCCGUGCCCCAACAUUCUGUGACCUCACUGGCUGAGUGCUUUACACAAUUAGAAAAAGCCAAACUCGAAUUGGACAUUGAAGAGUACAGUUUUAGUCAAACUACCCUGGAACAGGUGUUCCUCAAGUUCUCGCACUAGAACACUUCCUUGGAAUGACGAUGUGACAUCGUUACGUGAUAUAAGUGAUAAACUCGCGAUCAGUGCGCGUGAAAGAACUGUUCAUCUACAUAGGAACAUGUGAAGAAAAAGAAUGUGCUAGAACAUGACAAAUGUUGUUAGUUGUUUGGUUUCCGGAAUUUCUAUGUCCUCACUAACAAAUUAUGUGAUUGCGCCAAUGACAAUGUGAUGAAACGUGUCAUCUUUUUAUUACAAGGCGUCGCAGAUAAUGGAAUGGUGAGUAUAAUGGUUAUCUAACGAUUCUAGUAUUGCAAAAGAAUAUCGAAGAGACGUCGGUUUGUGUCUUCAAAUUUUUGGAGGGACAAUGAAGAAACGAACAGACAAAAUGAUGAGACAAGAAGAGUUUUUGAAUAAUUUAAAUUUUAUUUUGAAGUGCAAAGUGACAAGCCUGUUUGAAGCUUAAUAGAGAAAUGAGAAAUGAAGAUGGAAUAUAAUAUGGAAAACAAGAAACAAUUAUCUAAGAAUCGUAGCGUUUAAGAAGUGAGAGAGAGAAGAAAUGAAGAAUUAUUUAUUUGAUCCAAAGUACUGAAGAAAUUAUAGAACAAUGAAGAAAGAGAAACAGGAAUGGUAGAUUGUGUUUACAAAAAAGAGAGAUAAGUUAAAUUCUAGACUGUCAAAGCAAGAAUGAAGAAACCAAAGAAACGUAAAUUAUCUCACCGUUAUACAUUCGAUAGCAAGUAUUAAGAUGACAGAAAACUAUAGGGAUGACAAAAUGGUGAACAGAUAGAUAACUGUACUAAAGCCUACAUUUGAGGGAGUGUUAAAGAAACUAGUCGCUUUGUAGCUCCAAACUGGCAGAAUGAUGAAGCAACAAGGGAGCUAUGAGGGAACAUAUACAUAUACAAGUUAGCAAUUAGUCCUAGUAUACAAUUUUGAAGGAGUAUUAAGUGACAAAUCGUAUUGCAGCUUUAUCGAAGAAGAAAUGUUG
Messenger RNA from Mycetomoellerius zeteki, 4951 nucleotides. Its product is annotated as ATP-binding cassette sub-family A member 5. Gene Ontology annotation, molecular function: lipid carrier activity; ATP binding; ATP hydrolysis activity. Bases 40 to 3984 code for a protein of 1314 amino acids. The transcript has 16 exons. Gene Ontology annotation, cellular component: membrane; intracellular membrane-bounded organelle. Gene Ontology annotation, biological process: transmembrane transport; lipid transport. The record is from RefSeq and is a predicted model, not a curated record. Lineage: Eukaryota; Metazoa; Arthropoda; Insecta; Hymenoptera; Formicidae.